Pelmatolapia mariae (spotted tilapia) is the source of this 1989-nucleotide messenger RNA. Its product is annotated as complement receptor type 1. Gene Ontology annotation, biological process: negative regulation of complement activation, classical pathway. NCBI's taxonomy places the organism in Eukaryota, Metazoa, Chordata, Actinopteri, Cichliformes, Cichlidae. The record is from RefSeq and is a predicted model, not a curated record. The coding region runs from base 41 to 1441 and encodes 466 amino acids. The transcript has 11 exons.
UUGGCAUCUGCCUCUAAGGACAGCCUACAAGCAAGACAACAUGAGGACUGUCGGUUGGAGUAUUUUGGUUUUCAUGUUAGCCUCACCGGCUUCGGGUCAAGUAUCACAGGAUUGUUCAGCACCAGAUAAAUACCCGAACACCAAACUGGAGACGAAAUAUGCCAGGAGGCAGAAAUUCAGCCACAACGAGAAAGUUUACUACAGCUGUGACGACGACUUCACUGCUUUUAGAGGCAGCAGGGCUGUGCAGUGUAUUGAUGGACAAUGGACCAAACUGACUUUAAAAUGCGAAAAGAUAUCAUGUGGCAAUGCUGGUGAGCUACCCAAUGGAGAGUUCCAGUAUGAAGGGAAUUCAUACAUCGGGGAGAAGGUUUAUGCUGUGUGCAAUGAGGGAUACACUCUGAAAGGGCUGAACUACAUGAUAUGCAAAAGGUCUGGAUGGGCUGGUGAAUUCCCAUCAUGUGAAGAGGGAGGUAUCACCUGCCCAACCCCAGAAGUAGCCAACUCUGUGCAGAGAACUGGAGGUGUCUCUGCAUACCAGGUGGGAGAUAACCUGACCUUCGCCUGCAGUGAGGGUUUCCAGCUGAAUGGAGCUCAGCAGAUCACAUGUGACUCCAGUGGCCAGUGGAAGCCUCAACCUCCUCAAUGUGUUCCCAUACCUGAUGAUAAAAUUCAACCAUCACCUGCAGGUAGCUGUGGUGUGCCACCAGCUGUCAGCAACUCCAAUGUCCACCUUGCUGACAGGUUCAUUACAAAGACAUCUUUCUUUUCUGGGCAAAAGGUCUAUUACAACUGUGAUGUUGGAUACGUUGCAGCAGGCGGCAGAAAGUCUCGCCUCUGUAAUAAUGGGAAAUGGACACCACUGAAGCUUAAGUGUCAGCGAAAGCUUUGUGGCUCAGCUGGAGAUAUUCAGAAUGGACAGUUUGUAUAUACUGGAGUAGAAUUUGGAGAUACCGCUACAGCCGUCUGUGAUGAGGGGUUCAUGCUUGUGGGACAUGCAACCAGACACUGCAUGAAUAACGGCUGGAGUGGACGCAACCCUGUUUGUGAAGCUGCGGUGUGUGAGGACCCUCCUGAAGUGAGCAACGCAGAAAUAACUGGCCUUCAACAUGAACCUUACACAUACAAGAGUGUUAUUCGCUAUUCGUGUCGUGCAGGAACUCUUGUUGGAGAAAGGGAGAUUUGGUGUACUAAACAUGGGACAUGGAGUGCACCUGCACCAGAAUGCAAAGAAAUAACAUGUCCAUCACCAAAUGUGCCUAAUGCUUACUGGACAGGAAACCACAAUCAGAAGUUUCAGUACAGGGCCACUAUAUAUAUUGAGUGUAAUAUGGGUUAUGUCAUGAGUGGGCCAGGUACAGUGUACUGUGAACGUGAUGGCCGAUGGUUACCUGAGCUUCCCAAAUGUCAACGCAGACAUUUUGUCAACCGGUGGGGCUAAUUCCCCAGCUCUCAAACCUUAAACUUCCAUAUUCACCGCUAUCUGUCAAAACUAUUUAACAGCACUCAAUGGAUGAAAACAGUUAAGCUAACAUUGCAUUCUUACCAAAAUGCAACUUAUUAAAAAUCAACCUAAGCCAUUUGGGAUACCUAAUAACCUUAAAUUGUAUUAUACAUUACUAUACAGACAUUAAAACAUGUUUUAAAUGAAGCUGAAGUACAGUUUGUUUAUUUUGAUACGUGUUUGGGCAAGAACAGGUACAAACUUUUCAUUCACAUCUGUACAUAGGUUGGGUUUUUUUUUUUAUUCCUUACAGUUGAUAAUGUUAUGUGUAUCAUCUCUAGACUAAACGGUGAGUGAGCAUUUCAUGAACAAACAAGCUACAAGAAAAUAAGAACACCAAUUCCAUUCAUUUUAAAAAGACAAUACAAAAUCCAGACAUUUCUUUACAUGAGCAAUAACAAUUCAAGUGCAAAUAUCAUUAUCAACUCCGAUACAUCAUAGCAAACUCUUAUUUUAAAAGGCAACAAUUAAAGGGGGGGGGGGGG